This is a messenger RNA of Alligator sinensis (Chinese alligator), 607 nucleotides long. It is a transcript of the gene NIP7, whose product is annotated as NIP7, nucleolar pre-rRNA processing protein. The record is from RefSeq and is a predicted model, not a curated record. NCBI's taxonomy places the organism in Eukaryota, Metazoa, Chordata, Crocodylia, Alligatoridae. The coding region runs from base 16 to 303 and encodes 95 amino acids. Gene Ontology annotation, molecular function: RNA binding. The transcript is spliced from 2 exons.
CCCGUGGAUGUGCUGAUGGUUUCUCCUUUGCUUCUCUCGCAGUAUAAAGUGUGGGUGAAGCCGGGCACGGAGCAAUCCUUCCUCUACGGGAACCACGUGCUGAAAUCUGGCCUGGGCCGCAUCACCGAGAACACGGCUCAGUACCAGGGCGUGGUGGUGUACUCCAUGGCAGACGUCCCUCUGGGUUUCGGAGUGACAGCAAAGUCCACCCAGGACUGCCGGAAAGUGGACCCCAUGGCGAUCGUGGUGUUUCAUCAGGCGGAUGUCGGGGAGUACGUGCGGCACGAGGAGACGCUGACUUAGGUGGAGUUGGGAGCACAAAGGCUCCAAAGACUUGGCCGCAUUUGGGACGAACGGACUUUGUUGUGCGAUCAGGACGAAGCCCUGCGAGCCCCUCCAGGCACCUGGGAGGGCUCCAGCAUGGAGCUCCACAAGUAACUGCGACAGGCUCUUGCUGUCCCAGACAGCCGUGUCCCAGUGGUAGUGACUGGUGCGAGCUCUGUGGGUGACCUGGCCAGAGGGAGAUUGCAGGCCCAGCACCCUGGGGCUGGGCUAAUACAAAAUGGGGUUUUCUCUCUAAUAAAAUUUCCCCCUGGCUUGGGCCACA